Messenger RNA from Strongyloides ratti, 402 nucleotides. RefSeq lists its product as hypothetical. The transcript is spliced from 2 exons. NCBI's taxonomy places the organism in Eukaryota, Metazoa, Nematoda, Chromadorea, Rhabditida, Strongyloididae. Bases 1 to 402 code for a protein of 133 amino acids. The record is from RefSeq and is a predicted model, not a curated record.
AUGGUAAAAAUAACGAAUGAUAAUGUUGAUUCGAUAGCUCGUGAUUUUAAUCUACUAAAUUUAAUGGAAAGAAAAGAAAGGUGUAAGAUAAAGUUUGGAUCAUUUGUAUUUGGCUGUUAUGGAGAAUAUGUCUUGACUGAAUCUGCUCUAAGAACACAGAAAAUCCUGAUUGAAUUGGGAUUCUCCAAAAAAGAGAUGGAUAGCUUGAUCAAAGAGUCGAUGAUGACGAAAUUGAGAGAAUUUGAAAGAGAAAAAAGGGAAAAUUGUGAAAUUAAAAUGAGGGAAAAUGAGGAAAAACCUGAGGAAAAAUUAAAUUUUGACAACUAUGAAGAAGCAAAAUUGAAAAGAGGAAUUAAGUGUAAAAAAGAAGUAAAACCAAUUGUUAUUGAAAACAAGGAUUAG